Messenger RNA from Epithele typhae, 1281 nucleotides. RefSeq names its product WD40-repeat-containing domain protein. The transcript is spliced from 6 exons. The record is from RefSeq and is a predicted model, not a curated record. Gene Ontology annotation, molecular function: protein binding. Lineage: Eukaryota; Fungi; Basidiomycota; Agaricomycetes; Polyporales; Epitheliaceae. The coding region runs from base 1 to 1281 and encodes 426 amino acids.
AUGCCGCUCCUGUACCAACCUGCCCUCACAUUUCUCGACCAGCAAGGCCAUUCCGACGCGGUGUCAUGCGUAACUUUCAGCCACAAUGGACAGUACUUAGCAUCGGCAGGGAUGGAUUGCAAAGUUUGUAUUUGGUCCUCAACAAAUGGGGCACUCAAGUACGUUUUCUUCGGGAACAGUCCUGUCCUUUCGCUGCUGUGGCUCGAGCACUCGAGCACCGACCUCGUGUGUGGGAUGGAAGACGGGACUCUUGCUUUUCUGCGAAUAUCCGAUAUUCUUGUAGAGUUAGACGGGUUUGUGGCCCAUGAGUAUCCCGUCGAAUGCCUCGCCGUCUGGGGGAAAUACCUCGUCUCCGGAGCUCAUAACGAGGUCAAGGUAUGGAGUUACUGCAAAAAAAAGGAUUGGUUGACGAAUGUUUACAUCUCGCGUUGGCGCCGGGACUUUGAAGUCAAAACACCCAAACCAGAUGCAGGCGAGAAGGUCGUCGUGACCUGUUUGCACUGGAUGAGCACUCUCCAGCACCCCUCCGUACUGCUGGCGGUGUAUAGGACCCAUGGCAUCGUAGCCUACGAUGGGAAGUCAGGGAAAUGCCUGCAUUCUGCAUCUCUCCCCGGACGAAUCACCGACGCGCAUUUUAGUGCCGAUGGUCGCUUUCUCGCUGUGUCGAAUUCAUUGACAGGCUUCGAAGUAUUCCUCAUGCGCCAGCCCGGAAACGUGGAGUCUCUCUUCACCGCUCAUCAAGACGUCAGUGCCGGGUGCUGUCUCCCAGUCCGCUUCCUUCACCAAGGGACCGCAAUUUUCGGAGGUACAUCGAACGGCAAGGUCAACAUCUGGAAUAUCUAUAACCGACUCAAGCAGUCUCUGUCGUUGGGAGUCAUACAUACCCUCAUGCCCACUACACAGAGCUUCUACGAUGCCUCCACCGACAGUUUUUACAUUGCUACCGGGGUAUUCAACAAAAAUGCAGCCUGCCGCAUUAUCCUUUGGAAGGCGGUGGAUGUGGUUGAUGCGCGUAAGUUGAAUGGAGCUAGUGUCCGUCCUUUUGCACGUACUGAUGAACACCCUCUAGUCGGAGAUGGAUCUCUCAUGCCGACGCUUCCCGCACCUGAACGGACUUUCUCGGAACGAAUUGUGCGAAUGUUGACUUCCUUCCGGCCUUCACAUAUGCUAACUAAGUUGCCGCAGAUCCUUCAGGGUCUUCAAUGGGCCUUGAUGUCGAUAGGGUUGUAUGGCGGCAUUCGUUUUGUUUGGGACAAAGUAGUUGCGUUUAGUCGAGAUUGA